Molecule: messenger RNA, 2771 nt
Organism: Tripterygium wilfordii
Lineage: Eukaryota; Viridiplantae; Streptophyta; Magnoliopsida; Celastrales; Celastraceae
Product: beta-galactosidase 11-like
Exons: 19
Coding region: 18-2525 (835 amino acids)
Biological process (GO): carbohydrate metabolic process
Cellular component (GO): vacuole; cell wall
Molecular function (GO): carbohydrate binding; beta-galactosidase activity
Source: RefSeq, a predicted model, not a curated record
UUCAUGUUCAAGAAGUAAUGGUGUCAAUACCAAGUUUAGUGCUUCUAGUGGCACUUGUUUCCUUGUGGGUUAUAUUGGUAGUUGCUUAUGGUUAUGCAGGAAAGCAAGACAAGUCUGUGACUUAUGAUGGAAGAUCGUUAAUCAUUGGUGGGAAAAGAGAGCUUCUUUUCUCUGGUUCAAUCCACUAUCCCAGAAGUCCUCCUGAGAUGUGGGCAGGUGUUCUUGAGAAAGCUAAAAGAGGAGGAUUAAAUGUGAUUCAGACUUACCUUUUUUGGAACAUUCAUGAGCCAAUACAGGGUCAGUUUAACUUUCAAGGAGAGUAUGAUUUGGUGAAGUUCAUAAAGAUGAUUGGUGAUCAAGGAAUGUAUGCAACACUCAGGGUUGGGCCAUAUAUUGAGGCUGAAUGGAAUCAUGGUGGAUUUCCAUAUUGGUUAAGAGAGAUUCCAAACAUUACUUUCCGGACUGAUAACCUGCCUUUCAAGAAACAUAUGAAAAAGUUCACCCAAAUGAUCAUUAAGAUGAUGAAGGAUGAGAAGUUAUUUGCACCUCAAGGAGGCCCCAUCAUCUUGGCACAGAUUGAAAAUGAAUAUAGCUAUAUUGAACCUGCAUUUAAAGAAUUCGGAACACGCUAUGUCCACUGGGCAGGGAACAUGGCCGUGGGGCUUCAUACAGGAGUCCCGUGGAUGAUGUGCAAGCAAAAGGAUGCUCCUGAUCCUGUGAUCAACACAUGUAAUGGGAGGAAAUGUGGAGAUACUUUCACAGGUCCAAAUGAACCAUACAAGCCGUCGAUAUGGACGGAAAAUUGGACGGCGCAGAAUAGAGUAUUUGGGGAUCCUCCAUCUCAAAGGACAGUAGAAGAUAUUGCAUUCUAUGUUGCACGUUUCUUCUCUAAGAAUGGCACACUUGCAAACUAUUAUAUGUAUUAUGGAGGGACAAAUUUUGGCAGAACAGCUUCUUCUUUCGUGACAACUAGAUACUACGAUGAAGCUCCUCUUGAUGAAUAUGGUUUGCUGAGGGAACCAAAAUGGGGUCACCUACGAGACUUGCAUGGAGCUUUGAAAUUGUGUCAGAAAGCUUUGUUUUGGGGAAAUCCAUCUGUCGAAAAAUUGGGUGAACAACAAGAGGCUCAGAUCUAUGAAAAACCAGGAACUGACAUUUGUGCAGCUUUCUUGAGCAACAACAAUUCUAGAACACCUGCAACUGUAACAUUCAGGGGUCAUCAAUAUUAUCUACCACAACAUUCAAUAAGCAUCGUUCCUGAUUGCAAGACUGUUGUGUACAACACAAAAAUGAUUGUUGCGCAACACAAUUCAAGAAACUUUGAGAUAUCAGAGAAAGCGAGCAAGGGCCUCAACUGGGAAAUGCUGCGAGAAAGUAUUCCAACUGCUAAAGAUGUUCCCGUGAAAGAAAGGUCUCCCAUAGAACUGAUCAGCACCACCAAGGACACUACUGACUACUUGUGGUACACCACCAGCAUCUAUUUGGAUCACACUGAAUUGCCCUUCCGGAAAGAGAUUCACUCUGUCCUUCAGGUUGUCAGUCUAGGCCACUUGAUGCAUGCGUUUAUAAAUGGAGAAUAUGUAGGAUCUGGACAUGGAAGCAAUAUUGACAAGAGUUUUGUCUUUCAAAAGCUGAUAACCUUGAAGGUUGGAACUAACCAUAUAUCGCUGUUGGGAGCAACAGUUGGACUUGCAGAUAGCGGGGUAUACUUGGAGCGUAGGCUGGCGGGGGUACAUGCUGUGGCAAUCAAAGGCCUUAACACUGGAACCCUCGAUCUGUCCAUGAAUGGGUGGGGGCAUCAGGUUGGCUUGGAUGGUGAAAAACUUCACGUCUUCACUCACAAGGGCUCUCAUAGUGUAAAUUGGACUGAAGCCCAGAGACAAGGACCAGCCCUUACAUGGUACAAGGCUUAUUUUGAUGCUCCUGAAGGAAAUGAACCGGUUGUGAUCGACAUGAAAACUAUGUCAAAAGGCAUGGUGUGGAUCAACGGGAAAAGCAUUGGUCGGUACUGGGUGUCCUACCUAUCUCCUUUAGAACAGCCUUCCCAGUCUAAAUACCAUAUCCCAAGAGCUUACCUGAAGCCAACGGAAAAUCUCGUGGUUAUCUUAGAGGAAAUAGGAGGAAACCUGAAUGGCGUUCGGAUUUUAUCUGCCAACAGAGACACAGUCUGCAGCUACAUAAGUGAAAAUCAUCCACCACAAGUUCGGUCAUGGGGAAGAGAGGAUAGUCAUAUAAACAUUAUUUCAAAGAAUCCAAAACCAGCUGCUUACUUGAUGUGCCAUGACAGCAAAGAGAUUGCCCAUGUAGACUUUGCUAGCUAUGGUAACCCAGCUGGUGUGUGUGGAAGUUACGAUCUGGGAAACUGCACCGCACCCAAUAGCCAGAAAAUCGUUGAAAAGCACUGCUUGGGAAAGAGCAGAUGUUAUGUACCAUUCGAGCAAGCGAUAUUCGACAAGGAUGCCCGUCUCUGCCCUGGUGUCUCAAAAAUUCUAGCCAUCCAAAUUCAAUGUGGUUACAAGAAAUAGAUUACUUAAAUGACAAACAUCAGUAAGGGUUUUGAGGAAUUGCAAAAGGUGACUGGCCGGCAAUCGGGAUCCAAGCAGAAGUCCCCAGUAGAAUGGAGCACCCUUCAAAUCAACUUCGCCACAUUAUCAAUUCAAGCAUGCUUGGCAGCCAAAUCCAGAGAUGAAAUGUGGAGGAUGCAUGAUUGAGAUAAUGAUACAUACAGAGAUGAAAAAAUAGUUGGAAAUAAAUACAUUUAUUGACUGAGC